GAAUAAAAGUGCAGAGUACGAUUGGGCAUCAGAUCAUUCAUCAUCACCCCAUUAUCUAUACAUCUCUUUCUGUCAAAUUAAAACACUAUACUAUUAGCCAUUUUCUCUCAAUGGACUCAAAGAGUGUGAGUUUUUGCAUUAUCUUCUUGAUUGCAACGCUACUGUGUGGUGUUGUGAGGUCGGACACGGCGAAGGACAGGGCGGAAUGCGCGGACCAGCUGGUGGGGCUGGCCCCUUGUCUUCCGUACGUUAGCGGCGACGCGAAAUUGCCGACGCCGGAUUGUUGCACGGGGCUGAAAGAGGUGGUGGAGAAGAGCAAGAAGUGUUUGUGUAUAUUGGUGAAGGAUAGGAAUGACCCUAGCCUUGGCUUUAAGAUCAAUGCUACUCUUGCUCUUGGCCUUCCUGAUAAGUGUCAUGCACCGGCUAAUAUAUCCCAAUGCCCUGAUCUCUUGCACUUGGCUCACAAUUCACCAGAUGCUAAGAUAUUUGAAGAUUUCAACAAAACUGCCCCAGCUACUGAAGUUAAAGGUAGCCCCAGUGGAGAAGCAAGAAAAGCUGAUGACAAAAGUGAUGGUGGCAAGAGAAAGCGAUGGUUGGCCAUGGAGCUCUUUGUCGCAACUUUGAUUCAUGUGUUAUCCCAUCUUUGAAUUUUGUUUUUAAUGUUUUAUUAUAUUGUUUGUAUCUUACAUUUUUAUUUGUUUGAAAAAAAUUGUUGUCCCCACAUUUUACUAUUUAAUUUGUGUCUAUGUUGUUAGGUUCAAGGUAUCAUCAAAUGCUCAAAACAAUUAUACUUUUUGGUAUACUAAAAAGUAAACAAGUAUAUUUUUUUUUAA
Molecule: messenger RNA, 833 nt
Organism: Ipomoea triloba (trilobed morning glory)
Lineage: Eukaryota; Viridiplantae; Streptophyta; Magnoliopsida; Solanales; Convolvulaceae
Product: protein YLS3-like
Exons: 3
Coding region: 111-647 (178 amino acids)
Biological process (GO): lipid transport
Molecular function (GO): lipid binding
Source: RefSeq, a predicted model, not a curated record